AUGGGAGGAACUUUCGACUGGCUGGACAGCUUUCUGGAAGACAAGCCCGCCUACACAGAGCUUAGCGACAGGAUCGGGAUCGUGCCACAGCCACGAAGUUUGACCUUCCUUACAUACCGCAUCAGCCAGGAGGAUCCAGGAAUGGGCUGUGGCAUCUGGUCUUCCACGCCCAAAGAUGGGGCCACAGGCACAGCAUGGUUUGCUUUGUUGUGCAGUGCUGGGUUCCUCAGCUCGGUCGGCAUGGAAGCUGAAGCGUCCAAUGACAAGCCGUACUACAUGUAUGGGUUGCCGAGUCUGGACGACACGAGCACACAGAAGGUGGUGUCCAUGCUUGCGCCAAUGCAACCGCGCAACUACGUAGUGAUGGAGGUCAAGUCCAACCUGAUUAAGGAGGAGCGCGCACAGGUCCUGAAGAAGUUCCCCUCAACGCACUUCAAGAAAGUGGCCUACGUCAUCAUGGGAGAGCCGAAGGAGGAGUACAAGACGAGAGUCCGCAACAAGAUCCUGAAGCUGAAGCAGGACAAGGCCGACUCCACCUGGAGAAUCAAGAAGGCGCAGCAAGAACAGAAGAAGAAGAUGAUCCAACGGCAGAAGGAGCUGGAAGCCAAGAAGAAAGAGGCAGAAGAUGCCAAGAAGAAGAUGGAGGAGGAAGUGAAGAAAGCUGCACAGGAAGAGGGCACGGAAGAGAAAAAGGCAGAUGAAGCGACGGAAGAGCCAGCGGCCAAGCCGGAUGAAGAGAUGAAGCAGGCGGAGGAGGAGCCAGCGCCAGAGGAGGAAGAGGAUUUGGGUGAUGAGCCGCCGAAGGCGGAGCUCACAGAAGACGAGGAGAAGUUGAGCUUCCUCCCGAAGGGGGUUAUCCCAGACUUGACUCCCUCCAUUUUGGGCAAGGCGUUCGCGAACUUCACCAUUCCAGAGAAGGAUGAGGGCUUUGAUGAGAUCAAGUUCGUCUGGCAAGAGGAAUCGCAGAGCAAAGAGUACUUGCGCAAGUGGGUGCUGGAGACCAAGCUCACCACUCGUAUCGAGGACCUUCAGCCGUCCCAGGACUUCAGGGACAAGUUUGCAGCGUGGCAGAAGAGCUACACGGAGAUGCAGGCAAAGCAGAAGGCCUGGAAAGCUGCAGGUUCGAAGAAGAGCAAGGAUGCUGCCCCCGUCGACAUCACUGCAGUGGAGGACGUGAAUGACAUUGGCGGUGGCGAGCCUCUGUAUAGCAGCUUCGAGGCUGAGGACUGGGCUCUGCUGCAGCUUCGCUACGAGCUCUACUUGCUUCAGGAUUCCUUCAAGAAGGACGUGAACGACCCAGAUCGCGUUGCGAUUCCUGAAGCUCAUUUGAGCUUCUACUACAGCAAGUACUUCAAGAAGCAGAUGAACUUGAAGCAGUUUGGUGUCAGCGAGCUGGCGGACUUUGUCAAGUUGGUCAAGGACACCGUGGCUGUCAGCGAGGACUCGAAGAUGUUCUCCACGAUCUUAGACGACGAGCUCGAGUCGAUCGACAUGCUCGUGAAGUUCACAGAGGAGAGCCGAAAGGAGAGGCAACGCAGAAUUGACGCGGGCGACGAGACAGCGCGACUAAAGUUUGUCCUGCACAACCCUGCGCCAGCUCCUGUGGCGCCGGCUGCGGUACCACCAGUGCCGGUGGCACCGGCCAUCCCCGGGCCAAAGGGCAAGGGCAAGGGCAAGAAGGGGAAGUGGUAG
Molecule: messenger RNA, 1692 nt
Organism: Symbiodinium natans
Lineage: Eukaryota; Dinophyceae; Suessiales; Symbiodiniaceae
Source: the annotation of a GenBank genome assembly